Molecule: messenger RNA, 995 nt
Organism: Manis javanica (Malayan pangolin)
Lineage: Eukaryota; Metazoa; Chordata; Mammalia; Pholidota; Manidae
Source: RefSeq, a predicted model, not a curated record
AUGCCGGGGCCGGCCGCCCGCGGGCGCCGCCUUCUGUCCCCAGGCUGCGGCUGCGGCUGCGGCUGCGGCUGCGGCUGCGGCUGCGGCUCCGGCUCGGGCUCCGGCUCCCGCCGCGGCGGCGGGCCGGGUGCGAGCCGCGGUUCUGGCGGCGCCUUUGUGAGGCGGCGGUGCAGGCCCGCAGCGCGCGCGGGGCCUCAUCGGCCGCGGCGUCACGGGGCCCGCGGGGGCUCAGCCGCGGCCGCCAGGGAGGACCCCCGUCCGCCGCUGCCCCCGCGCCCCGGGCACCUCGCCGCGGCCGGCCAGUGCCCGGGGACCCCCGGCGCGCCCAUGCCCCGCAGCGCGCAGCCCGCCCGGCCCCGCCGCCCCGGGGCCGCGCAGCUGCACCCAGCCGCCCGGCCGGGUGCCGCCGCUAAUGCGUCCGUGGGUCUGCGGGUCUCCCGCCCGGCCCCUCGCCCGCCCGGAGCCCGGAGGCCGCGCCGCGCCAGCCACGUGACACGCCCGCCGAGCCGCAGUGGCGCUGGCGGUGGGGGGAGGCGCUGGGGCGGGCGGUCGGGGGGCGCGCGCCCCGCCGCGGUGCUGGACAGCUCCAGCGGGCUGCCCCUGCCAGUCCUCGCCCUCCGCCCUUGAGCCUGGCGCUCAGGGCUGGCGCUGCGCGCAGGGUCCCGGGCAGCUCUGGCCUGGCCUCCUUCCCGACCCACGAACCGGUCCGUCCCGGAGCCCAGCUGUGCGGGAGAACAGGGGAGGAAAGGCUGGUAGAAGGUGGUCGAGGCAGAGGCUGCUCAGGGCUGCUUAAGGCAGGACGGGUCAUUGUGGUGCAAAGCUAAGGCCUGUCUUCCAGAGCAAGGCCUUUAAGGAGAUAUUUGUGAACACCCCGAGAGGCCUCCAGAAACCGACCCUCACGGGAUCUUUGACCCACCUGAUCACCCCAACAGGCACUGGGAAGUGGAAAGGAGGCCUGGUUUUCAGGCUUGGGGCCGACCCCUGGGAGAGCUGUA